This is a messenger RNA of Phytophthora infestans T30-4, 1578 nucleotides long. RefSeq lists its product as uncharacterized. Gene Ontology annotation, molecular function: DNA-binding transcription factor activity, RNA polymerase II-specific; RNA polymerase II cis-regulatory region sequence-specific DNA binding. NCBI's taxonomy places the organism in Eukaryota, Oomycota, Peronosporomycetes, Peronosporales, Peronosporaceae. The coding region runs from base 1 to 1578 and encodes 525 amino acids. The record is from RefSeq and is a predicted model, not a curated record. Gene Ontology annotation, biological process: regulation of transcription by RNA polymerase II. Gene Ontology annotation, cellular component: RNA polymerase II transcription regulator complex. The transcript has 7 exons.
AUGUCAGCGCAGGAGAUGAUGAGCCCGAUCCGCCGCAAGCCACAGGAGUUGCCUCCACUUACUCCCAGCAUGGCUGGAGCUUCGAGUAUCCAGCCGAGUCCCAAUCGCACGGAAGCAGCGGCAGCCAUGAUGCAUUUGCUAACAGGCAGCAACAGUCAAGAGACCAAUACUUGCCCCGCUUUAAAGCCAAGUAAAGCUAAGCGGAGAUACGUGCGUAAAGCCCCCAAGAAGGUAGGGACAUCGGCCAAGAGACAAAUCAAAACGGCGUGGAUGGACUCGGAAACGGCUGCAAUGGGGAAACCCCCGGUCAAGGCUAGUCGGGCGUCUAAAACACAGGAGGAUGGAGACAAGGACGCAAAGAACGGGGACUGGCGGAUGGAGGGGGACGAGGUCAAGUUCUUCCCCUUCCGAGAGUACAACCGGAAGGACAAGUCACUUGGCUUGCUAUGUGAGAACUUCCUGAAGCUGUACCGGGAUGACAAGAUAUUGGAGAUCUGUCUAGAUCGAGCAGCUACAGAAUUGGGCGUGGAGCGAAGACGGAUCUACGACAUUGUAAAUAUCCUCGAGAGCAUUCACCUUGUGAGUCGCAAGAGCAAAAAUCUGUACAACUGGCACGGACUGGCCUCCCUCCCGACGUCAAUUUGCGCAAUGAAGCAACGAUACGCAGAAAUGCAAAAGGCGUCUCCGACUGGUGAUCGUCGAAGAGGCAAGUCCUUGUCGAAAUUGAGUCAAAUGUUUGUCCAACUUUUCCUUGGAUCGGAGGAUUGUAUUAUCCCGCUGGACCAAGCUGCCAAACAACUGAUACAAAUGGAAGAUAGCGAGAGCGAAGAAGAUCGUCUACUAAAGACCAAGAUUCGCCGACUAUAUGACGUGGCUAACGUGUUGGUUAGUGUCGGAUUAAUCGAGAAGCUGCAGCUUUCCAACUCUCGGAAGCCUAACGAGAACAAACCUGCUCAGCCUCUUUCCGACAACGUGGUCGUUGUAAAGUCCGAAUCCAUGUCUCCUAGCGUCGAUAUGGAGGACACAGAAGCCAUCAAGUCUUCCCAGUCCUGUGAUAGCGAUAUGUUCGACGACGAUUCUCAGUCCGACACUAGUAAUUGUGGGUCAAAGCGGAAGCCAACAGAACAAGACGGAAGUGACGUGAGCAUGUCGGAUGGCGAGUCCUCUUCCAAGCGCAGUCGACAAAGCGAAACGCAACCAAACACGGACAAACGGUUACCACAAGCAGCGGGUGAUAAGAGAGUGAGUCUGCUCCGAAUGGACGCCAACGAUGAGCCCAUCCAUCCACAGACGAUUCUCCACGAACAGCAAGAGCAAGUCAAGCUUUACAUGCAGCAGUACAUCCGCGAAUACGUCGAGUACUUGGCUGCGCAUCAAACGCUUCCCGAUGCCACCUCUACCCAGUCGAAUAAAGACAUCCACGGUACUCCAGUGAGCCUCCCGUCGCUUGCUGGUAGCAUCCAAGAGCUGCUCUUGUCUGAAAGUCCUCAAUCAGUCGCCGACAUCAUGGCUGCUCGAGAUGGGUACGACGCACCACGGAAUCUGAUCAUGGCGCUUCAGCCACGCUCGCAGUCAUAG